This is a messenger RNA of Durio zibethinus, 1347 nucleotides long. Its product is annotated as E3 ubiquitin-protein ligase SGR9, amyloplastic-like. Gene Ontology annotation, molecular function: ubiquitin protein ligase activity. The record is from RefSeq and is a predicted model, not a curated record. Gene Ontology annotation, cellular component: cytoplasm. Lineage: Eukaryota; Viridiplantae; Streptophyta; Magnoliopsida; Malvales; Malvaceae. Gene Ontology annotation, biological process: protein ubiquitination.
GCAACACUCAAAACUCCCAAGCACUUUAAAGUGAAAUUUUGCGAAGCACACGAUCCCAUGAUGAUGGAAGAAGAGACAACCAUGAUGGCGGCACUAUCCACCCUCCGCCCUUCUCAACUCGCAGAUCUCAGCUGCUCCAUCCUCUCCCUCUCUUUUCACCACCGACGCCGCCUUUGCUUCCUCCUAUCCUCCCCUUGUCUUUUCUCUGUUACCCUCCAUCACCUCCACUCUCUCUCCCUCCCACACAAAACACUUCUUAUUGCCCGCCACCUCCUCUUUUCUCUCCACCACCUCACUCUCCACUUUCAGCCUCCGCCACUGCUGCCACUACACCCUUCCGUUGCCAUGAAGAACCGUGACCUUGACGCUGUGCUCCUCCUCCUCUUUCUUUGUGAAACACACCAACAUAACCCAGAUGUCCUCGAGAGGCCUCAUUCUGAAUGGCGCAAAGUUUUAAGUAACCUAUGCUCCGAUACGAUGUUAAAGAUCACCAGUAUUACUGGCAUCUUUGAUGGUGCCGCUUUGAUUCCAUAUAUUGAAAUGGUAACGAGGUGUAGAAGGUUUGUUGGAAUAAUGGGUUGUGGUGCGAAGGAAGGGAAGGACGUGGCGGCAUCACCUGCAGCGGUGGUGGCUCUGCCAGCAGUGGAGGUGAAAGGGGGUGGAGUUGAGUGUGUGAUAUGCAAGGAGGAGAUGAAAGAAGGAAGAGACGUCUGCCAGUUGCCAUGUCAGCACUUGUUUCACUGGAUGUGCAUAUUGCGUUGGUUGAAGAAGAGGAAUACGUGCCCCUGCUGCAGGUUUCAGCUUCCCUGUGACGAUAUAUUCGGUGAGAUCCAACGGCUGUGGGGAGUCCUGGUCAAGACGAGUGGCAAAAGUCCUGAUGCAGAAUGGACAUGAUUGAAUAAUGAUGACACAUGGGAGAAUCUGGAUAUGGUGGACAUGGAAGACAUUAGAUUUUGUUGGGAGAUUUUGUCAGUGAAUGGUUGAGAUGAAUUGGAUGAGGAUGAUCACUUGUUUUCAUGAUAAAGACACAUGUGGUUAGGUUCAGAUAAGAGUCUCUUACAGAUUUUAAUUCUGUUAUUAUCUUUCAUUAUCAAAAUUUAUUCUUCUUCUUUUUUAUGUAUGCAGCAGAAUAAACGUUGGAAUUUUGCUGAAAUUUAGAAGAAAGCAAGCCCUUAGUAUUCAUAUUUACAUUAAGAGAUUGAUUGCGAAAGUGAAUAGAUUCUAAUAUCUUUGAUAAUCAAAUUUAUUGUUAGUCAAAUUGCAUUUCUGUUGUUCUAUGUUUAGCAGCAAAUUACAAACAUUGGUUUUUGCAGAACAUUUAAGAGAAAGGAAGCCAUUUGUAUGCUU